This is a messenger RNA of Copidosoma floridanum, 796 nucleotides long. Its product is annotated as probable G-protein coupled receptor Mth-like 1. NCBI's taxonomy places the organism in Eukaryota, Metazoa, Arthropoda, Insecta, Hymenoptera, Encyrtidae. The record is from RefSeq and is a predicted model, not a curated record.
AUGGACAAGUUAAUAGGCACGAUUGCUAUUAUUGGUCGAAUAAGGACCCCCACUGGCACAAAAGUGCAGACGUCAGUAUCGAUGGAGUAUAAUGGUAUGGUGCGAAAUUCUGACAAAGGAGCCAAGCUAUUAUUCUACGUACCGUUAAGCUUGCUGAUUUGCAUGAAUCUGGUAUUAGUUGUACGAAUAGCAUUAGAAAUCAUAAAAUUCCAGCGAAAGAUAGAACUGCGCCAAUUCGCUAGUAAUAUCCAGUCAGUGCACAAAGAGCGUUGGUUGAAGCACAUUGUCUUCUUAUGCCUUGGUCUAUUUUCUCUUAUGGGCAUCAACUGGAUGAUUGAGCUUGCAUCGUGGUGGGUAGGUAGCAGUUGGCAUGCUUGUUCGGCGUUCGAUAUUAUUAAUGCGCUCCAGGGCACUGUCGUCUUUGGACUUUUUGUGAUACGAUCACCACUUCGAACAAUAAUCUGGUACAAUCUUGUACGCAGAUUUGAGGAUCAACGGGCAUUUCAAGAUUCAGAUGAACCUUAGAACACGACUAUUAAUGUCUUAGGGUCAUGGAUCUCACAGACACAUUAGCAAAGAAGUUUACUAGCUAACUUUACAGCCGCAAUCACCAUUGUUACCGUGAACUUAUACAGUGGAGAAUUUUUGUAAAGUGGACUUGGAGAAGUUUUUCCUGUACUUCACGUCCUUCUUGCCUACUUCUUAAAUCCUUUUACUUCCUUUUUAUUUUACAGGUACUACUAGGUAUAUGCUCACAUGUUUUUCCUAAAUAUAUUACCUAUAAAAUACAUUAUCU